Paramecium octaurelia is the source of this 620-nucleotide messenger RNA. Lineage: Eukaryota; Ciliophora; Oligohymenophorea; Peniculida; Parameciidae. The record is from the annotation of a GenBank genome assembly.
AUGCAAGCUUAAUCAAUUGGAGAAGUAUUUAGUUUAAGUAAUUUAGGAUUGUAUGGAACUGUUUGAUGCAAAUACUUAUGGUGAUGGUCAGGAAAGAAACUGUGGAUCGUGCUAUAAACCUCCAACUUAUGAAGAAAUCGAACAAGAAAGUAGAAUAAAGAAUAUAAAAUUGAUUCCUAAUGAUAAAGAAAAAUUCUUGGAACUCAUACUCAAGGAACAAGUAAUAAACAUAUAUUAUUAUCACUAGUAAGUGAGAUUGGAUAAGAACGUACAAGAUUUGUAUGGAUAACUUAAUUAUUCAGGAGUUGUUGAGGAAUUAAUCCAUGCGGAAAUAUUUAAACAUUUUGGCUAUGAUGAUUGUCCAUUAAAUCAUAAAUUAUACUAUGCUUUGACGAGGAAGUACAUUAAGGAUCCUGAAUUGAAGAAAUAAGUAUUCUUUUGGAGAAAUAAUGUAAUGCAUGGAUCCAAACUUGGAUUGAAUGAAUAACCACCUGAAAUCCAAUUGUUGAAUUUAGAACAAUAGAAAGUUGCUUUAUAAGAAUUAAUGGUUAAAAGUCAUAAGGAAAAUAGAUUACUUAUUGUUUUUGCAGGCAGUAUUACAUGACCUCCUUAUCGUGAGG